AUGUCUUUUCCCGCUCGCUCAACCUCGCCCCGCGCGCGAAGGCCAUUGCACGAGCGUACGCCCUCGCACUCCAAUGAAAGAUCACCAACCCGCUCAUUACGCAUCGUCCCGGAUGAAGAACUUGAUAUGUACACCGCAACCCCAUUUCCGACCAAGCCGGAGCAGAUUCUCUUGCCGCUUCCCGGGAAAGGCCAACAACAAUACAUAUCAGACACCGGUUUCAGCUACUCCGAUCACCACCUGGGAUCAUCCACGUCGACCUAUUCCUCACCGGCUUUCAGCCACCCGGCACCCCACAGCCCGCGAGAUCACUCAAUUGGUAGCUGGGAUGUAUCCUCCACCGUGGAUACCGGCAACUCGCCCCCGCAGUUGUGGGAUGACGACCCAUCCUCCAGCAAGUCGUCGCUGCCAGGCUCGGGGAAAGCACCAGACUAUGGGUCCGAGAGUUCAGAAGCGGACUUCUCAGAUGAUGAUAUGGGAUUGCCGACGACCACCCCAACGAUAAAAGCCGUACGCUCGGAGUCAACUAUGUCGCCAAAAUCUUCUGCCGAGUCCGUGACUGGCUACUCCAGCCCUAUAGUUGAACAAAUCGGGGCCCCGUCAAGUCCCAACUUUGUAAUGCUGGAUAACUCGAGCAUGAACUUCCAUUCAGAGUCGGACCCGCGCACAAACUCGCUCUCGUCGUAUAACUCAGGAGGAACCGUGGUUCGGCACGUGGGGUCUGCACCCUGGUUCCAAAACGCCUUCCAACCGGCCUCGUCCGAGCAAUCGAGCUAUGGAUCCCCGUCAUUCCACUCCAGCCCACCCGCGCAGUCUAUAGCCUCAUUCCACUCGAGUCCGAUCGCGCAAUCCAUUGCCUCGUUCCGCUCGUCAUCCAGGGCGCCGUCGGGCAGCCGUUCCCAAUCAGCAACAUCCUCUUCGCGCAGUCUCCGUUCCGCUUCUGACUUGCAGGCUGCCAUCGACAAUGGCGUACCCAUUCAAUACCCGCGUAUUCGCGCGCCAUCUUCAAGCUCCCGCACCGGUGCAUCGUCAGAACGCGACUUCACCCCUGGCCCUCCAUCCGGACGUUGCAAUCCCCACUUGGCAUCAGGACGCUGGAACCCGCACCUCUCAACUGUCUCAUCCAUCUGGUCCGCCGAUGAAUCAACCAAGCUCGCUGGAGAAGCAGACACGGACUCAGACCGCGAUAUGGCAGCGCCAACCCCACCACCACCAGCAGCCCUAGCGACAGAAACAACCAGAUCCUCCGUCUGGCUUGUCGACCCCUCCAACGACAGCGAAGACGAACGUCUCGACAGCCUAACCAAGCUCCCAAACCGCCCGGUCUUCUCCCAAAGCCAAAGUCUCUCCUCCGGCUCAAAACGAAGCGACAGCACCCGCAGCCUCCAACGCCCAGGCACAGGAUCAAGCACAAUCCUCAACAUCCUCCCAACCUGGGCAAAAGUCUACUACCUCCGCGAACCAAUGGGCCUAAACUCAACUCUCUCAAUGAUGGACGCCUCCCGUCCGCCAUCCAUCCGUCCACCAUCAACCCGCCCACCAUCCACUCGCCCACCCUCCUCUCGUCCCGGAACCUCAAACUCAAGCAUCUUCAACCUCGUCCCGGGUCCCCUCAACGUCCCACGUCCCCGCUCCCCAGACCGUCCCCUCCCCGAUGCCCCGCGAAGCCAAGAAAUCACCCAACGCCGCGUAGACAGCGACCCGCGCGAUCCACGCGCCCACUGGGUCCCGUCCCCGCAACCCGAAGACGGCGAGUUCACCAGCAGCCACCUCUACCGCCUCCGCCACAGCUGGUCCCCGCAUCUCGUCCCCGACCGACGUGUCGUCCAGCACUCGACGAGUCGGUGGCGGCCGCCCUCCCUCGACUCGCGCUACGAGCCUGUCCUCGGCCGGCGAAAUAUCCAGGUCUACUCAUUCUGCCUGGGGUUCAUUUUCCCGCCGGCGUGGUGUGUGGCUGCGUUUCUGCCUCUGCCGCCUAAGCCGAAGGCCGCGCAGAUGGUCGAGUUUCACUCUCCGGAUGUGGGGAUGGCGCUUGAGGCUCAGAAUGUGAAUCUGCAGCAGCGGAGGAGGGAUAAUGCGCGCUGGUGGAGGAAUCUUAAUCGGUGGAUGAUUUCGCUCGGGGUUGCUAUACUUGUUAUUAUUAUUGUGCUUGCUGUUAUUGGGACUACCACGGGUUUUUAG
Messenger RNA from Penicillium roqueforti, 2181 nucleotides. RefSeq names its product putative serine-rich protein. The transcript has a single exon. Bases 1 to 2181 code for a protein of 726 amino acids. NCBI's taxonomy places the organism in Eukaryota, Fungi, Ascomycota, Eurotiomycetes, Eurotiales, Aspergillaceae. The record is from RefSeq and is a predicted model, not a curated record.